CCGUCCCGGUGAUACCGAUCAGUGAGUCCGCGGUCGGGUUCACGCGAGGAGCAUCCAGCAGCUCAGCCGCGCGCGCACGCACGCACGCACGCACGCACGCAGCGGAGGCUCGAGGAGCGGGUGUGAGCGCGCGGACGCCGCAGUCCGGAGGUCCCGGAGCUCAGGCCGGAGCGGGCGCGCUCUCUCCGCGUGCCCGCCGCACCGAGCAGCCUCAGCGCCGCACGCCGGCCACAGCGCACCGCAGGGCGGACGGACAUGCUGCCGGGGGCCGCCUCGCGCCGCGGCCGCGCGGAGCUGUGAGCGCGCUCUCGGCGCCGUUACCGGGGAUGGUGUCGGGCUGCGGAGCGGAGACGGCGGGGUCAAAGUUCGGCGGCUGCUCCUCGCGCACGCACGCACGCACACACGCGGGGCCGGAGUUCCAGUAAGAGCCCCGCGCACGCGCAGCCGCUCUCAUAAACGCAGCGCAGCUCGCGGGCGGCGGACGGAGGACGGACAUGUACUCUCCGCUGUGCCUCACGCAGGAUGAAUUCCAUCCUUUUAUUGAAGCCCUGCUGCCCCACGUCCGGGCCUUCGCAUACACAUGGUUCAACCUUCAGGCCCGUAAGAGGAAGUACUUCAAGAAGCACGAGAAGCGCAUGUCCAAGGAGGAGGAGCGUGCCGUGAAGGACGAGCUGCUCAGUGAGAAGCCCGAAGUCAAACAGAAGUGGGCGUCUCGCCUCCUGGCCAAGUUGCGCAAGGACAUCCGGCCCGAGUUCAGGGAGGACUUUGUGCUGACGGUGACAGGGAAGAAGGCGCCGUGCUGCGUGCUGUCCAACCCCGACCAGAAGGGCAAGAUGAGGAGGAUCGACUGCCUGCGCCAGGCGGACAAAGUGUGGCGGCUGGACCUGGUCAUGGUGAUUUUAUUCAAAGGGAUUCCCCUCGAAAGUACUGACGGGGAGAGGCUGGUAAAGUCUCCUCAGUGUUCGAACCCCAGCCUGUGCGUGCAGCCGCAUCACAUUGGAGUUUCAGUCAAGGAGCUGGAUCUCUACCUGGCCUACUUCGUGCAUGCAGAAUCUGGCCAAUCAGAAAGCCCGAAUCAGGCCAGCGAAUCAGACAUCAAGGAGCAGCCGGAGAACGGUCACCUGGGCUUCCAGGACAGCUUCGUGACACCUGGAGUUUUCACGGUGGCCGAGCUCGUCCGAGUGUCUCAGACGCCCAUCGCAGCCGGCACCGGGCCAAACUUCUCGCUGGCCGACCUCGACAGCUCCUCCUACUACAGCAUGAGCCCAGGAGCCAUGAGGAGACCACUGCCCAGCACCUCCUCCUCCAGCUCUGCCAAGAGGAUAAAGUGCAUGGAGGAGGACGUGGACAGCCCGGGGGAGGAGUCCUACUACCCGAGCCAGGGUCGGUCUCCAGGCAGCGGCAGCCAGGCCAGCAGCUGGCACGACGUGGAGCCAGCUGGAUAUAAGCUGCGUGGCUCUCUAGCUAGCUCGUUCAUCUCCCGACAAGUUUCUCCCCCACGCUCCCCCUCCAGCCUCCACUUCUCCUCCUCCCCCAUCCUGCAGCAGCCUGGCUCCUACUUCUCCCACCCGGCCAUCAGGUAUCACCCGCAGGAGACGCUCAAGGAGUUCGUCCAGCUGGUCUGUCCUGACUCCGCCCAGCAGGCCGGACAGGUGGGCUUCCUCAACCCUAAUGGUAGCUCCCAGGGAAAGGUCCACAACCCUUUCCUGCCGACGCCCAUGCUGCCUCCCCCACCGCCUCCUCCGAUGGCCCGUCCCGUCCCACUGCCUGUUGACGCCAAGCCGCCCUCCACCUCCUCCACUGAGGGGGGAGGAAACUCACCCACCUCACCCACCUACUCCACCCCCACCACGUCUCCAGCUCAGCGGUUUGUCAGCGUCGGACCUCGAGACCCCGGCUUUAACAUCCCUCAGCAACCACAGUGGUACCUGGGAUAAGGACUCCAGAGGCCCCUCCGCCCACCUGUACGACAAAUCGCUGCAGUCUCUUCUCCGACCUUUCACCUUUGAUGCCAGCUGUGACAGAAAGCCCAGUCUAACCUAUCCCUACUCCUUUCCUGUUCAUGGCUGACUCCGCCCC
This is a messenger RNA of Oreochromis niloticus (Nile tilapia), 2079 nucleotides long. It is a transcript of the gene nfia, whose product is annotated as nuclear factor I/A. Bases 495 to 1937 code for a protein of 480 amino acids. The record is from RefSeq and is a predicted model, not a curated record. Gene Ontology annotation, biological process: regulation of transcription by RNA polymerase II. Gene Ontology annotation, cellular component: nucleus. Gene Ontology annotation, molecular function: DNA-binding transcription factor activity, RNA polymerase II-specific; RNA polymerase II cis-regulatory region sequence-specific DNA binding. Lineage: Eukaryota; Metazoa; Chordata; Actinopteri; Cichliformes; Cichlidae. The transcript is spliced from 12 exons.